Cololabis saira (Pacific saury) is the source of this 2991-nucleotide messenger RNA. RefSeq names its product zinc finger protein 260-like. The transcript has 3 exons. The record is from RefSeq and is a predicted model, not a curated record. Bases 129 to 1973 code for a protein of 614 amino acids. NCBI's taxonomy places the organism in Eukaryota, Metazoa, Chordata, Actinopteri, Beloniformes, Belonidae.
GCGCGUGAACGUGUGUGGACUGCGCUCGGGGACGCGCUUGUGAUUUUAUCUGAUUCUUUUAUUAUCUGCAGUCACAAUGUCUUCACUUCACUAUCCCCGAGUCUGUCGGUGAAGGAAGGACAGAAACGAUGGAAGAGAGCGGGGAUCAUGGAGGACUGGAGAUCAGCUGGAACCCAGGGAGGAAGGAGAACAAGACAGACCUCCCACAGCAACCCGUCUGUAAAGAGGAGAAGGUUUUGUCUGGGCAGUUUCUCUGCAAUCAGGAGAGGAACUCCACUCUGGACCACGAUAACCCAAGAACCACGAGGAUUAAAGAGGAACAAGAAGAACCAGAACCUCCAAAGAUUAAAGAGGAACAGGAGGAACCAGAACCUCCAAGGAUUAAAGAGGAACAGGAGGAACCAGGACCCCCCAGGAUUAAGGAGGAACAGGAGGAACCAGAACCUCCAAGGAUUAAAGAGGAACAGGAGGAACCAGGACUUCUUGGGAUUAAAGAGGAACAGGAGGAACCAGGACCCCCCAGGAUUAAGGAGGAACAGGAAGAACUCUUCAUCAGUCAGGAGGAAGAGCAGCUUGUUCUGAAGCAGGACACUGACGUGAUGGUUCAGUUCAAGUCUGAAUGUGAUGAAACAUUGGAAGUCUGUGAAAGUACCAAGAUCCAGUACGAGGAAGAGACUGAUCGUCAGCACAGACUUCUGCAAUCUUACAUAAACCUGCACAUUAUAGAACUCCCACAUCAGUGUGUCUGUAAAGAAGAGGAUGUUUUUGUUGACCAGAAGCUCCACAAGCAGGAGCAGGAACUUAUUUUGCACCAGGAGGAAUCAGACCCUCCACAUAUUGAAGAGGAACCGGAGGAACUCUGCACUGUGCAUGAAGAUCUGUUACUGAAACAGGACGGUGAUGCUGUUACGGUCACGGUUACUCAUGACAAAGAGGACCAUGGCGAACAAGAACCAAGCAUCAAUCAUGUUCUCUGUCACAGCCCCCCCGUAGCAGAGAGCACAGAGGAAAACCAGCUUGGAGACGGGUUACCUAGUAAUAUAGAGCUAAAACCAAGAAAGACAAGGAGGAGUAACCGUGUUGGUUACUCUCCCUUGUCAAAACAUCACUCUGUUACUGCCGCGCAAAAAAACUAUGUAAAAUGUGGCAGUUGUGAAAAAUCUUUUAAGAAGUCAUGUUUGAAGAGCCAUCAGAGAACCCACGCUGGUGAGAAGCCGUAUUCUUGCAAAACAUGUGGAAGAUGUUUCAGUCUAAGGAGUAACUUGUUAUGCCACGUGACGAAUCACACGGGGGAGACUCCGUAUUCAUGCAAAGCACGUGGGAAAAGGUUCAGUCAAAAAGAUAGCUUUUUGUACCGCAUGACAAUUCGUGCAGGCGAGAAGCCUCAUUCCUGCAAGAGAUGUGGGAAAAGUUUCCGCUCCACCAGUGGUCUUGUGUACCACAUAAGAACUCACACGGGCGAGAAGCCACAUUCUUGCAAGACGUGUGGAAAAUGUUUCAGUCUGGGUAGCACCUUAUUAUGUCACAUGAGGACUCACACAGGUGAGAAGCCGUAUUCUUGCAAAACGUGCGGAAAAUGUUUCUCUCGAAAUACUGGCUUGUUGUACCACAUGAGAACGCACACGGGCGAGAAACCAUAUUCUUGCAAAACCUGUGGGAAGUGUUUCUCUCGAAAUACCAGCUUGUUGUACCACAUGAGAAAUCACACGGGUGAGAAGCCGUAUUCUUGUGAAGUGUGCGGGAAAAGUUACAGUCACAACAGUAGCUUUCUAUAUCACAUGAAAACUCACACGGGUGAAAAGCCUUAUUCAUGCACAUUCUGUGGCAAACAUUUCAGUGCAAAUAGUGACUUGGUGUGCCACUUGAGAACUCACACCGGCGAAAAGCCAUACUCAUGCAAAGUAUGUGGGAAAUGUUUCAGUGUAAGUUCUGGCUUGUCGCGGCACAUGAGAACUCACCCAAAAAAUGACUGAGAAUUUGGUAUCAGUCAGUAAAGGACCAAGAAGCUGAGCUCAUUUACUUGACAAUAUUUAAUAGUAAGUCAUGUCCUUCAGUAAAAAUAGAAUUGCUGGUAAAAACUAUUGUGAUUAACCUGGACAAUUUCUGCAGAUAUUUCGAAGGGUGUCCCUGUGCCUACAGUCUGUUAUUGUAUUUCUUUCCUAAAACCUAAUUAUAGUCAAGAUGUCUUAAUUUGCAGCACAUAGGCAUGAAGAUAGAAAAGAGGGGCUGCUGCCUCACAUCUCGCUGUGGCAGUGUUUCUCAAUUCCUGUGCUUGGGAUACCCUGUCCUGCAUCUUUUAGAUGUUGCCCUCCUUCAACACACCCUGAUACAAAUGAUUGUGUCAACAGACUUGUGUAGAUCUUGAUAAUGAGCUAAUGAUGUCCAUUAAUUAGAACGUGUGUCGGUAGAAGGGGACAUCUAAAACAUGCAGGAUAGGGGGUCCUGAGGGGCCAGAAUUGAGAAACACUGUGCUACGGUGACCACGCCUGAGAGGCUGUGUAUCGCCCAUAGACUACAAACACAGUGGUCACAUCAGUCAUGUGACCCAUCGGUCUCAGAACACUGGUUUUGGAGUCCCUUUUCCUUCAUGCUGCACACAGCCAUGUUGCUUGGGAAGCUGAUGGGAACACACCCACCAUAUCUCUAUCACUGUGGUUCCCAACCCUGGUCCUCCAGGCACACUAUCCUGCACCUGAUUGACAUUAACAGUUGUCACCAGUUUGUCAUCAAGGUCUGGACAGUUCUGUUGUUGACACAGCUACUUGUAUCACGGUGUGCUGAAGCAGGGAAACAUCUAAAGGCCCAGAUAGACUUGCAGUUCAGAACGCGUACGCAUCAUGGCCGCCACGCGUUUCCUGUGUUCAUUUGACGCGUCGACUUGCACGUUCUCAAAAAGACACUGAACGUGUAGCGACCUGCAGUUCUGGCUCUGGACGCGAGUGGAGCUGGUCCCGGUCUGGUACCGGCUGGUGCCGGUCUGGUACCGGCUGU